ACUGCAAAGCCCACAGUGAUGCUGGAGAGCGCUUGAGGGAAACACUGUGAGAGAGGCGAAGCCAAACUAGCCAAGGCAACAAAGCUUCUUUCUCCAAAGGCGAAGGAGCAUUGAAGAGAAAGGAAGAGAGAGAUAGAGGGAGCAAAGAAAAGAUGCAGAGAGUGAAAGGUUUAGUAAAAGCAAGGCAUUCAUUUCAAAGACUCGGGUUCCUCUCCUAUCAAAGAUGCUUCUCUGCACAGCCAAACUAUGCCCCAAAUUAUGAUUUCCAGGACGAGGUUUUAGUGGAAGGAAGAGCUAAAUCAAGAGCAGCCAUUCUCAAUAGACCUUCUGCUCUCAAUGCACUUACCGCCCCAAUGGCAGCACGGUUGAAGAGAUUGUAUGAAUCAUGGGAAGAGAACCCCGAUGUUGGAUUUGUCUUAAUGAAGGGUAGUGGCAGGGCUUUCUGUUCUGGCGUUGAUGCUGUUACUCUCUAUCACUUACUUAACGAUGGGAAAGUUGAAGAAUGUAAAAGGUUUUUCGAGACACUGUAUAAGUUUGUAUAUGUACAAGGAACGUAUCUAAAGCCACAUGUCGCAAUCUUGGAUGGUAUAACGAUGGGAUGUGGAGGUGGAAUUGCUCUCCCAGGGAUGUUUCGUUUAGUGACUGAUAAAACUGUUUUUGCUAAUCCAGAGACUCAAUUAGGAUUCCAUCCUGGUGCGGGGGCUUCGUUUUAUCUUUCUCGCCUACCUGGUUACUUUGGGGAAUACUUAGCUCUAACAGGAGAAAAGCUUAAUGGUGUUGAAAUGAUUGCCUGUGGCCUUGCUACCCACUAUUGCUUAAAUGCUAGACUUGCUUGGAUUGAAGAACGCCUUGGUAACUUGACGAAUGAUGAUCCCACUGUCAUAGAGUCUUCUCUUGCACAGUAUGGUGACCUUGUUUAUCCAGACAGGAGCAGCGUUCUUCACAGGAUUGACACAAUUGAUAAAUGUUUCAGCUGCGACACUGUUGAGGAAAUUAUUGAUUCUCUGGAAAAUGAGGCAGCUGGUGCUUAUGAUGACUGGUGCAAAACGGUGCUCAAAAACUUGAAAGAAGCCUCACCAUUGAGCUUGAAAGUGACUCUACAAUCUAUACGAGAAGGUAGAUUUCAAUCUCUUGAUCAGUGUCUGGCACGUGAAUAUCGGAUGUCCCUUGCUGGGAUCUCCAAACGGGUCUCUAAUGAUUUCUCUGAGGGUAUUCGAGCCCGGUUAGUGGACAAGGAUUUUGCUCCCAAGUGGGACCCUCCAAGCCUGGAAGACGUGACUAAAGACAUGGUCGACUGCUACUUCUCCCCACUUGGGGAAUUAGAACCUGAGUUGGUGCUGCCAACAGCCUUGAGAGAACCUUAUAUCUGAGAAUGAUCUAUAAAUCUUUGUAAGGGAACUAUCAGUUUUUGAUGGCAGACAAUUUUGGUGUAUCAUGUGUUUUUGUUCUUUUAUAUAGAAAUAACAUCCCAUAAAUUUUUGCGUAUCAGUUUCUACACAUUUUGUUGUGGGUACACAUCAGUAAGAGAUUUGUUUUGUUAGUAUUU
Theobroma umbraticum is the source of this 1546-nucleotide messenger RNA. Its product is annotated as ATP-dependent caseinolytic (Clp) protease/crotonase family protein. The record is from RefSeq and is a predicted model, not a curated record. Lineage: Eukaryota; Viridiplantae; Streptophyta; Magnoliopsida; Malvales; Malvaceae. Gene Ontology annotation, biological process: L-valine catabolic process. Gene Ontology annotation, molecular function: 3-hydroxyisobutyryl-CoA hydrolase activity.